Messenger RNA from Fusarium proliferatum ET1, 147 nucleotides. RefSeq lists its product as uncharacterized. The transcript has 2 exons. The record is from RefSeq and is a predicted model, not a curated record. NCBI's taxonomy places the organism in Eukaryota, Fungi, Ascomycota, Sordariomycetes, Hypocreales, Nectriaceae. Bases 1 to 147 code for a protein of 48 amino acids.
AUGGAUCCUGUGUCUGAGGCUAUCGACGGUAUUCGGGGUGAAAUCGGCAUGGAUCCCAAAGGGAUCGUCGGUCUGCAUGCAUCUCGAUCUUCCGUGCCUCCCAGCUAUACGGAACAUGCUUCAUUAGCGCCUUUUCAAAGAGGCUAA